Messenger RNA from Synchytrium microbalum, 2061 nucleotides. RefSeq lists its product as uncharacterized. Gene Ontology annotation, biological process: cellular response to heat; protein stabilization; protein folding. The coding region runs from base 1 to 2061 and encodes 686 amino acids. Lineage: Eukaryota; Fungi; Chytridiomycota; Chytridiomycetes; Synchytriales; Synchytriaceae. The transcript has 9 exons. Gene Ontology annotation, molecular function: ATP hydrolysis activity; ATP binding; ATP-dependent protein folding chaperone. The record is from RefSeq and is a predicted model, not a curated record. Gene Ontology annotation, cellular component: protein-containing complex; perinuclear region of cytoplasm; cytosol.
AUGUCGUUGAUCAUCAACACAUUCUACAGUAACAAGGAAAUCUUCUUACGUGAAUUGAUCUCCAACGCCAGUGAUGCUCUGGACAAGAUCCGUUACAAGUCUCUCACUGAUCCAAGUGAAUUGGACUCUGAACGAGAAUUAUAUAUUCGAAUCACACCUGACAAGGAAAACAAGAUUCUCAACAUUCGUGAUACUGGUAUCGGUAUGACCAAGGCCGACUUGGUAAACAACUUGGGUACCAUUGCCAAAUCCGGAACAAAGGCCUUCAUGGAAGCCCUAUCUUCCGGUGCCGAUAUUUCCAUGAUUGGUCAAUUCGGUGUCGGUUUCUACUCGGCCUACCUCGUUGCUGACAAGGUCCAAGUUAUCACCAAGCACAAUGACGACGAACAAUACAUUUGGGAAUCUGCUGCCGGUGGUACCUUCACCAUCACCCGUGACACCAUCAACGAACCUAUUGGUCGUGGAUCUGUCAUGCGUCUCUACAUGAAGGAUGACCAGCUUGAAUACUUGGAAGAGAAGAAGAUCAAGGAAAUUGUUAAGCGUCACUCUGAAUUCAUUGGGUACCCAAUUCAGUUGGAGGUUACCAAGGAGGUUGAAAAGGAAGUCGAAGAAACUGAAGAAGAAAAAGCUGAAGAUGAAGAAUCCAAGCCAAAGAUUGAAGAAGUCGAUGAAGAUGCCGACAAGAAAAAGACCAAGAAGGUCAAGGAAAUGAAGAAGGAAACUGAAGAGCUCAACAAGGCAAGUUUCACCAAACCAAUCUGGACUCGUAAUCCAGAUGACAUCACCGCCGACGAAUAUGGUGCAUUCUACAAGGCUUUGACCAACGAUUGGGAAGAGCAUCUGGCAGUCAAGCACUUCUCUGUCGAAGGUCAACUCGAAUUCAGAGCCAUUUUGUAUGUCCCUAAACGUGCUCCAUUCGAUCUCUUCGAACAAAAGAAGAAACGAAACAACAUUAAACUAUAUGUCCGUCGUGUAUUCAUUAUGGAUGACUGUGAUGAGUUGAUUCCUGAAUGGCUCAACUUUGUCAAGGGUUUGGUCGACUCUGAAGACUUGCCAUUGAACAUUUCUCGUGAAAUGCUUCAACAAAACAAGAUUCUCAAAGUCAUUAGAAAGAAUCUUGUGAAGAAAUGUAUUGAAAUGUUUACCGAAAUCGCUGAAGACAAGGAGAACUUUGCCAAGUUCUACGAGUCCUUUGCCAAGAACUUGAAGCUCGGUGUCCACGAAGACGCCACCAACCGUAACAAGUUGGCUGAUUUAUUACGUUACCACUCAACCAAAUCUGGUGAUGAAGCUACUUCCUUGAAGGACUACAUUACUCGUAUGAGCGAGAAGCAACAAUUCAUCUACUACAUUACUGGUGAAUCCAAGGCUGCUGUUGAGAACUCUCCAUUCCUCGAAGUCUUGAAAAAGAAGGGCUACGAAGUUUUGUACAUGGUCGACCCCAUUGAUGAAUACGCCAUCCAACAAUUGAAAGAAUACGACGGCAAGAAGUUGAUGAGUGCUACCAAGGAAGGAUUGGAAAUGGAAGAAGAUGAAGAGGAAAAGAAAACAUUCGAAGAACUCAAGUCUACAUACGAGCCUCUAUGCAAACAAAUCAAGGAAUUGUUGGGUGAUCGAGUAGAAAAGGUAGUCAUCUCCAACAGAAUUGCCAACUCACCAUGUGUCUUGGUAACUGGUCAAUAUGGAUGGUCUGCCAACAUGGAGCGUAUCAUGAAAGCCCAAGCCCUCCGCGAUUCAUCCAUGUCCAACUACAUGGCCUCGAAAAAGACUCUUGAAAUCAACCCUACCAAUGCCAUCAUCAAGUCGUUGCGAACAAAGGUUGAACACGACAAGAAUGACAAGACAGUCAAGGAUUUGACCUACUUGUUGUUUGAAACUGCUCUCUUGUCAUCUGGAUUUACUCUUGAUGAUCCAUCUGGCUUCUCGUCUCGUAUCCACCGAAUGAUCAAGUUGGGUCUCAGUAUUGAAGAUGAUGGUGAAGAAGAGGCUGCCAUGGAAACUGAUGACUUGCCACCUCUUGAAGAGGCUACUGCUGAAUCAAAGAUGGAAGAAGGUUCGUAG